This is a messenger RNA of Schistocerca cancellata (South American locust), 1020 nucleotides long. RefSeq names its product zinc finger MYM-type protein 1-like. The transcript is spliced from 2 exons. The record is from RefSeq and is a predicted model, not a curated record. The coding region runs from base 1 to 1020 and encodes 339 amino acids. Lineage: Eukaryota; Metazoa; Arthropoda; Insecta; Orthoptera; Acrididae.
AUGAAUUACAGCGCUGCCUAUCUUGAAAGUCACGGGAAGUCUACCGAGCAUUUGAAUUCACAUAAAAAGUGGAUCGUGUUUCCUGAGGGACUGAAAAAGUCACAAACUGUCGACGCCCGUCAUCGAAGGCUUCUGAAUACUGAAAACAAACAUUGGAAAAAUGUUAUUGAGAGCUUAAUAGCAGUAACUCAUUUCCUGGGGUGGCAAUGUCUGCCUUUGAGAGGAAGUACAGAUACACUCUUUCAGCCUGACAACGUAAACUUCUUGAAACUCGUUGAAUUAUUCGGAAAGUUCGACACUGUGAUGAUGGAGCACGUGUACAGAACAAAGCAAGGUGAGAACAAGGGUCAUCAUUAUCUUAGAAAAGAAAAACAUAAUGAAAUAAUUCAUCUUAUUGGAUCAUUUAUAACCAACAACAUUCUAUUAAUGAUGAAAUCUGCAAAGUACUGCAGUAUAAUUCAGGACUGCACACCAGAUAUUUCAAAAGUUGAGCAGAUGACAGUUGUGGUACGAUUCGUCCAGGAGACAAGACUCAACGGGGUAUACGAUGUCCGAAUUCGGGAGCAUUUCCUGGGGUUUCUUCCAGUGCCCGAUUCUUCAAGCUCCACAUUGACGCAGGUCGUACUCAAGUUCGUGGAAGAUAAAAAAAUCCUAUGGUGUAAUGUGAGAGGGCAAGGAUAUGGCAAUGGAGCAAACAUGAAUGGAAAGAAGUCUGGUCUCCAGAAUAGAAUUUCAGAUAUGAACAAGAGAGCAUUUUAUGUACCAUGUAGCAGUCAUUCAUUGAAUCUUGCUGUAAACAAUGCCGCUAUGUCUUCUAAAUAUGCUGUUUCCAUGUUUUCGACAGUGAAAAUCUUGUAUGACUUCUUCUCGUCCUCCGUUCGACGUUGGGAUGUCUUGAAGUAUCUGCCUAACCUGUCACUGAAGCCAGUGAGCGAUACUAGGUGGGAAAGUCGCAUCGAUGCACUUACUCCCCUUAGGUUUCAAAUUGGAGGCGUUUAUGAUGCACUGGUACAGAUAUAA